UCGAGGCGGACGGCCGGCCUGGAUGGAUGGAGCUGGAGGACGAGGGCUCCGCUCCCCGGGACAAGGAGGAGGCGGCAGCAGCAGCAGCAGCCGCCGCCGCCGCCAAAUCCGCCCGGCUCGACAUGAGCCACGGCUUCGUCCGCCACAUCCGCCGUAACCAGAUCGCCAGAGACGAUUACGACAGGGAGGUGAGACAGGCGAAGGAGAGGCAGAAGAAGAGGCAAACGCCAGCUCCAGUCCGUCCCCGCAAGCCGGACCAGCAAGUGUACCACCCGCGCCGCAAGAACGGAGUGGAGUAUUCUUCGGGCUUCGAGUGCGAGGAGUCCAACGAGAGCAGCUCAGGGACCGACCAGGAGCCGCCGGCGAUGGAGCACCGCAGCACCGAGCUCUUCUGCCUGGAUUACCAGGCGGACGACAAAAUCGUCACCUCAAUGGUCAUUCACCAGGGCGACGAUCCCAGGAUCGUGGCCGAAAAGAUCGGGAGCAAGAACAGCUUGGAGCCCCUGAUGAAAGAAGCCCUGCGAUUGCGGAUCCAGGAGGAGAUCGAGAAGAGGAUCUCGAAGCGUUGAACGCUACCCCAGACCCAGCCGGCGCUCGGGUUUUCGUUGGUACUUUCAUGUCUUUGCGUGGUGUCUUUUCCCCAGCCCCAGAGUGAGGUGUGAAACGAUCCGAGGCCCUGUUGGGGAGGGGGGGUGGUCGGGGUGUGUGCUACAGCAACCGUGGCACGGGGCAACGUGAUCGUGAACGGGAAAGCGAGGGCGACUUUGAAUUUCUGCAGUUCGACAACACCCAUCGUGCAGUGAACUGCCGAAGACAGCGGGAGUGCGCCACUCUGGGGUCGACCUUGAAUAUCAGUUCCGCAAUUCGCUGUGCUCAGUGUUAAACAAGAGAAACACCGUUAAUUCACGAACGAUGAGCAAGUUUCACUUGUUCGUGUCUUCACCAGUGCCAAUAUCGUGGGAGCAGGACACGCCAUUUCUCAAAGCGCGCAGCAGCUGGAGUUUCCACGUUCUCCCCUUCCGCGUGGCGUCGGAACGCAAGGGAGUCGCAAUCACCUUCCUUUGAUGGCUGACCGCAAGGAUAUGGAAAGCGAGCAGACCCUCACCUUGGAUACUGUGUAGAAUUGGUGCAUAGUAAGGGAUGGCCAUCUGCAAUCAGUUUUGGGUGGUGGACUGGCCAGAAUAAUUCUGCCCAGUGUUUCGGUUCAAACCCACUUCGCCACAGAGCGGGUUUUGUUGUCGAAUCUUUUAACAGUGACGCUCCUGUCCCUGGGUGCCAUCCCAGGUGUGGUCAGGGCGAAGGAGACACAGGGGAAGAUAGAUUGCGGGUUGUUCCUUUUUUUUUUAAGAAAAGAUUAGGUCUGAAACUGUGCGUGUGAUGUCCGCGCUCAGCUGUUGCCCUGUUUGGCUGCGCUCUCCUCCGUUCCAGUGACACCGAUCUUUGGUCGGAAUGCAGGCUGUUCCUUUCCAACCUCCCGGCUUGGUUGCGAUUUUUCAAGAGUUAGCCAUGUUUUGGUUUGGUUUUGGUAGAUGUGGACCCUGGCUGUGUACAUAAAAUGGUUCUUGUGUGUGUGUUCCUGUUCUGCCAUGUGUCAAAUAAACUUUGUAUGUUUUUCAAA
Molecule: messenger RNA, 1618 nt
Organism: Hemiscyllium ocellatum (epaulette shark)
Lineage: Eukaryota; Metazoa; Chordata; Chondrichthyes; Orectolobiformes; Hemiscylliidae
Gene: c48h2orf68
Product: chromosome 48 C2orf68 homolog
Exons: 4
Coding region: 27-569 (180 amino acids)
Source: RefSeq, a predicted model, not a curated record